This is a messenger RNA of Cuscuta epithymum, 2794 nucleotides long. Lineage: Eukaryota; Viridiplantae; Streptophyta; Magnoliopsida; Solanales; Convolvulaceae. The record is from the annotation of a GenBank genome assembly.
UUUGGUCGAGGCAUUCUCUCUUAACUCUUGUGCAUCCUCCAUAUGUCCCAAUUCCCGCCUGCCCAAAUACAGACGGUGAUUGCUAUUUCUCCACCGUCAGCGGCGGGCUUUGUUUCUCCGAAAAAAUGGCUACAGAGGAAGCGUCGGAGACCAUAUUGAUUCGGCAUCUCCCGGAAGCUAUCCCUCCCGAAACUCUCUCUAGACUUCUAACUCACUACGGCGCAUCUUCUGUCCGGCCUUGUACUCAUGGAAGUGUAAAAAAUUGUGCCUUUGUAGAUUUCAAGGAUGAAGCCCUGGCAUAUCAAGCACAGAGGCAGUUGAAUGGCCUACGGUUUCUUGGUAAGAUAUUAUCUGUUGAAAGAGCUAGUAAACGAACUGAGGCAGACAAACAGCACCAGCAGAGUGUUCUUGGGACCGGCAAGGAUUCAAUCAAUUUGAUCAAAGAUAGUGCUUCAUACAAAGAACGUGAUGGAAGCUCACUAUCCUAUCUACGCAAUGAACCAAUUGCUGAAAGACUUGGAGUGGACUAUCCGUUUCCACCUCAUCUUGAAUAUGCAUACCCUCCACCUGAUGGACACAUUUUGACUAAUAUUGUAAAUGCUCUUAUCGCUGUCCCACGGUUUUACACACAGGUCUUACACUUGAUGAACAAGAUGAAUAUCCCUGCUCCAUUCCGGACUGCAUUGCCCACUCCACCUCUGCCAAUCCCAGCAUCUUUCACUCCUCAACCUCCGCCACCUCCUCCUCCACCAACAGAUAACGAAACUACAGCGGACAAUUUGUUGAGCAGUGAAUCCGAAAUGGAGUCCUCUGAUGAGGAAACUCCUCCAUGUGUCGGUGGCCCUAAAAGAAAGCGGAUGAAGCAAGAAGCUAUUGUUGGUCCUGCGGUGAACAAGGAUGUGGCUCAUGAGGCUGUUGGAUUGAAACCUGGUGUUUUGCUCCCUAAAGAAAUGCCAAUGAUAAAAAAGAAGAACUCUGUAUUGCAGAUCAAAAUAGCACCUAAACAAGUUCACUCCGAUCGGAUGAAUGAUGAUUGUACAAGAGAAGUACAUGGGGAAGAUGAGGAAAAUUCAGAUAAUAAGCCUGUUCUGACUAUUGAAGAAUUGAAGAGUGGGAAAUUGGUCCCUGAAGAAAUUUUGUCACUUCCUGUGUUCAAGAAUUAUUCUGUUGGGGAUCCAUCUAGGGUGUUGUACAUCAAGAACUUGUCAAGGGAUGUGAUUACUGAUGACUUCUACUUCAUUUUUGGAUCCUUCUUUGAAAGUACUGAUGCUGCUAGAUCCAGUCUGACUGUGAAGUUAAUGCAGGAAGGAAGAAUGCGUGGUCAAGCUUUUAUUACAUUCCCAACAGUUGAACUAGCUCAAAAUGCAUUGAACCUGGUGAAUGGGUACGUGUUUAAAGGCAAGCCCAUUGUCAUUCAGUUCGGGCGUAACACUGCUGCCAGUACCAGCUAGUUGGACAGGGGACACUACUAUUUUAUUCUGAGAGAAAUUUAAAUUACGACACUCAAAACUUCAUUAUGAGGGGUUACUCAAGCAAGCUUCCGUACAUAGUUGAAGAGACAAUGGCAAUGUGUAUAGUUGUUCAUAUGCUUGCCUAAGAAGCAUUAUUCUGUUAAAUGUUUUUUGGCGUCUAAAUCAACAUUUGUGUAUAUAUCAACCUUGUUUAUAGACUAUGAUCCAACGUUUUGUGUUAGGCUUGGGGAUAUCACUUCUACACCUUGAAAUGGCUAGUGAGUGUCAUUAUUACUCCUUGAUCCACAUUGUAAUGUAGACAAUGGUUUUAUUUAUAAUUUUCAAUGAAGGUAGAGAUGCAGCAAAAUAAUAAUAAUAUGACACAAGGUUAAGGAGAGUGUAAAGAAUAAAUUGAUACUGCAAUCAGGGCCGGCCCAGGGGGUGUGCAGGGUGCCCGACCGAACAGGGCCCAAAAAUAUGGAAGGCCCAAAAAAAUAAAUUAGUAGUAGUAUUACUACUAGUCUACUGCUCCGUAUAAGCUAGUCAGCCCAAUAGCGAAGAAAAAGGUGCGGGACGAGCAUAACAGUCUGCGAAAGAGGAAGCUCAUAGCCCAAAGGGCAUAACGAGUGACUGAGCGAGACGAGCGACGUGCGGACGACUCUCCGUCUCCAGGCUCUGCUCCAGCCUCGAGCCAUCCUGAUUUCUAAGUUGCUGCGGCGAUUCGGACACAUCUAGGACGGAAGGACUCCACUAUUCUAGGGCCCUCGUUUUCUCGGGACCGGCCCUGGCUGCAAUGGCGGUUGUUUUCCUCUGUUUCUUGAGUAGGAUUUUCGGAAGUGCUUUUCGGCAAGGGUAGGUUUUUGGUGAUUUCAAUAUUGGAGCACGAUGAUGGUAGAUUAUCAUGACUUGGAGGAUUUGCAUGGGACGUUGCAAAUUCGAUGUUUCAAUUGCGGUGAAGUGUGAAGACUUGAUGUUUCAAUUCGAUGGUUUAUUCUCCUCCUAAACCAUCAUAUUUGGGGAUGGGAUAGGUUAAGAGGAUGGUUUCAGGGUAAAGAGACAGGAAUUUCUGUUCAUGGUGUCUUGGAGCCUUGGAGGUAUUCAGAGAGGUUGAAAUCAAAGAGGGGUUGUGGCAUGAGAAGUGUGGGUUCAUGGUUGGUUAUGUGGUAUUGUGACCUUUAUGGGUGUGCUAAAAAAAUUCCGGAGGAGACUAUUGUGAACUGGCAAUUUGGAUCAUUUCCUUGUGAAAUGAGGAACUAACUUGAUUGGUGGUUGUUUAAUUGGUGUAUUAUAUUCUCAUUUGUCUAAAAGUAUGUCUAUUAUCCCCAUGACGAUUUCUGUCGUUC